CAUGCCGGGGGAUGGACACAUAGGAUAACACGCCGGGGAUGGACACAUAGGAUAACAUGCCGGGGAUGGACACACAUAGGAUAACAUGCCGGGGAUGGACACAUAGCAUAACAUGCCGGGGAUGGACACAUAGGAUAACAUGCCGGGAUGGACACACAGGAUAACAUGCCGGGGAUGGACACGUAGGAUAACAUGCCGGGGAUGGACACGUAGGAUAACAUGCCGGGGAUGGACACAUAGGAUAACAUGCCGGGGAUGGACACAUAGGAUAACAUGCCGGGGAUGGACACAUAGGAUAACA
Staurois parvus is the source of this 301-nucleotide messenger RNA. The record is from the annotation of a GenBank genome assembly. Lineage: Eukaryota; Metazoa; Chordata; Amphibia; Anura; Ranidae.